Onychomys torridus (southern grasshopper mouse) is the source of this 2523-nucleotide messenger RNA. RefSeq names its product casein kinase 1 alpha 1 (gene Csnk1a1). Bases 555 to 1652 code for a protein of 365 amino acids. The record is from RefSeq and is a predicted model, not a curated record. Gene Ontology annotation, cellular component: cytoplasm; nucleus. Gene Ontology annotation, molecular function: protein serine/threonine kinase activity; ATP binding. The transcript is spliced from 11 exons. Gene Ontology annotation, biological process: peptidyl-serine phosphorylation; signal transduction; negative regulation of canonical Wnt signaling pathway. NCBI's taxonomy places the organism in Eukaryota, Metazoa, Chordata, Mammalia, Rodentia, Cricetidae.
AGCGUGGGCUGCGACUCUCGCGGAUCCGGUUCCGCCCUCCGUCUCGCAGCCCACCCUACCGAAAGAGCGCCCGAGAUCCCUUUCCCAGAGUGCUCUGCGCCGUGAAGAAGCGGCUCCCAGGGACUGGGGGCAUUUUGUGUUGGCUGGAGCUGGAGUAACAAGAUGGCGGCAUCGGCGGAGUGACGGGGGUCCCUCCGGGCCGGAGCCGGCGGCAGUGGUGGCAGCGGUCGCGCCGCCCUAACUCCCGGCGCCCCUCUCCCAGCCCGCAACGUCGCCGCGGACGCGAGACAGCGGCGGCCGCCCGCAAAGCCACUGGCCGAGCUUCGGCAGCCGCGACCACCCCUCACGAACUGCGGCCUGGCCCUCAGCGAGCGGCGGCGGCGGCGAUCCGGUUCCUCGCAGCCGACUCCGGCGCCCUGUAACGCCAACAAAGCGUCGCUUCUCGGUGGCCUGCCGCGCUCCGCCGUUCUGCCGGGGGGAACAGCCUCGGAGGCCUCCAUCCUCUUCCCAGAGGUGUCGGGGCUCGACCCCCGCCUCCAUCUUCGCGUCUCAGGAUGGCGAGCAGCAGCGGCUCUAAGGCCGAAUUUAUCGUCGGGGGGAAAUACAAACUGGUGCGGAAGAUCGGAUCGGGCUCCUUCGGGGACAUUUAUCUGGCGAUCAACAUCACCAAUGGCGAGGAAGUGGCGGUGAAGCUAGAAUCCCAGAAGGCCAGGCAUCCCCAGUUGCUGUACGAGAGCAAACUGUAUAAGAUUCUUCAAGGUGGGGUUGGCAUCCCUCACAUACGGUGGUAUGGACAAGAAAAAGACUAUAAUGUGCUAGUCAUGGAUCUUCUGGGGCCCAGCCUUGAAGAUCUCUUCAAUUUCUGUUCAAGAAGGUUCACUAUGAAGACUGUUCUUAUGUUAGCUGACCAGAUGAUCAGUAGAAUUGAAUAUGUGCAUACAAAGAAUUUUAUACACAGAGACAUUAAACCAGAUAACUUCCUAAUGGGUAUUGGGCGUCACUGUAAUAAGUGUUUAGAAUCUCCAGUGGGGAAGAGGAAAAGAAGCAUGACUGUUAGUCCUUCUCAGGACCCAUCUUUCUCAGGAUUAAACCAGUUAUUCCUUAUUGAUUUUGGUUUGGCCAAAAAGUACAGAGACAACAGGACAAGGCAACACAUACCAUACAGAGAAGAUAAAAACCUCACUGGCACUGCCCGAUACGCUAGCAUCAAUGCACAUCUUGGUAUUGAGCAGAGUCGCCGAGAUGACAUGGAAUCUUUAGGAUAUGUUUUGAUGUACUUCAAUAGAACCAGUCUUCCCUGGCAAGGGCUAAAGGCUGCAACAAAGAAACAAAAAUAUGAAAAGAUUAGUGAAAAGAAGAUGUCCACUCCUGUUGAAGUUUUGUGUAAGGGAUUUCCUGCAGAAUUUGCCAUGUACUUAAAUUACUGUCGUGGACUGCGCUUUGAGGAAGCUCCGGAUUAUAUGUAUCUGAGGCAGCUAUUCCGCAUCCUCUUCAGGACGCUGAACCACCAGUACGAUUACACGUUUGACUGGACCAUGCUCAAGCAGAAAGCAGCACAGCAGGCAGCCUCCUCCAGUGGGCAGGGCCAGCAGGCCCAAACCCCCACAGGCAAGCAAACUGACAAAACCAAGAGUAACAUGAAAGGUUUCUAGGCAUGAAUUGAGGAAGAGAAGCAGCAGAGCAGAUGAUUGGAGCGGCAUUUGUUUCUCCCCAAACCAGACAUUUUAGUUCAUAUGUACACUAGCCAGUGGUUGUGGACAACCAUUUACUUGGUGUAAAGAACUUAAUUUCAGUGUAAACUGGCCUAGGCAGCAUUGCUGAUGCUGGCCCUGAGCUGUAACCGCUGUAAUUGUGAAUAUUAACUGAGGUAGUGAAACAUGGUGUCCGGUUUUCUAUUGCUUUUUUUUUUUUUUUUUUAAAGUGGAAAAGUUUAACUAAAUGGUUGACACACGAAUUGGUGGAGAAAUUGUGCAUAUGCCAAUUUUUUGUUAAAACCUUUUUAUUUUGAACUAUACUUCUUUGAGAUCUCAUUUCAGGAGAACGGCAUGAACAGUCUUCAGCCACAGUUGUGAUGGUUGUAAAUGUUCACAAUUGUGUGUUCUUAGGGUUUUUCAUCCCUGGGGUUUGCAAGUUGUUAACUUAAAACAUUCUUUAAAUGGUUGGCUUCUUGUUUGCAAGCCAGCUGAUACGGUAGCAACCAAAGAUUCCAGUGUUUGAGCAUUUGAAAGACUCUGCCUGCUUACCUGUGCUAGAAAUAACAGCAUCUAAAGUGAAGACUUAAGAAAAAAACAUAGCGACUACUAGAUUAUCUUUAGGACUCUGCAUUAACUCUAUAAUGUUCUUGCUAUUAAAAACGCAUUUGUCACAGAAAUUUAGUUACCGUCUUACAACUGAACAUGUAUGUGUGUUGCUUAGAUAAAUGUAAUCACUGUAAACAUCUAUAUGACCUGGGAUUUUGUUUUUAUUUUGAAAUGGGAGCUUUUUGUUUACAAGUUCAUUAAAAACUAAAAACUGUUUCUGUAA